UCUUCUUUGGUACAGGAACCAGGCACGACGUCUUCCACAGCACCGGGACUUCCUCCUGCUUCAGGCUCAGGCUGAAGAGGUGUUGAAGGACAUUAGACAGCUGGAUGGCGCAGGUCUUCAGGACCCUGAAUGUAUCAUAAAGGUCUAUAUUAAUAAAUCAUCAGCACGACUCACGGCCGCCCGUUGAAUCUUACUUUCUCUUUCUCACCGUUGAUGACUUUGACAACCUGGGGUUCCUUUAGGAUAUCAGCUGAAUGUGGCUCAUAGAAGCUAACGUGCUAACAUGCUAACGUGCUAACAUUCUACACAUAGAUGUAGAGUUAAUCAUCACUCAAUGAUUUCAAUACUCUCAUCUUUCUCAUGAGUAGACUGAACUGAAAGCUCCAGAAGAAGAAAAGGACCCUUUAGUACAAACUCUGACUGUCUCACUGUCUUCAUCUUCAGAGGACAGACAGACAGACAGAGGGACAUCAUCGCCAUGAAGACAGACUACCAGCUAGAGAACGAGAUAGACGACAGCACCAUCUGGUUCAAAGGCAUGUCUCUGUCUGUCUGACUCUAACCCUCUGUAAAACACCAUCAUCAACUGUUGUGAUGAACUGUCUGUCUACCAGACGGUCCUCCUGUCUAUUUCUCAGGAGUCUCCAGGUUCAGACGCUGGUUGUUUCCUGGUCUGACGGCGACAAUCAUCCUGAUUGUGAUCAUAGCACUGGGAGCUAGCAGCUCAGCAGCAGACAGGUGUUGUCCUCCUGGUUGGGAUCAGAUUGGCUUCAACUGUUUCUUCUUCAGCUUUGAGUCUCUUUCCUGGAACGAGUCCAGAAUCUGGUGUGAAGACCACGAAGCUCACCUGGUCAUCAUCCACAAGGACCAGACGUGGAUGGACUGUUGGACAGACUUCACCGGGACGGAGACGGACGACGGAGACUGAGACAUGACGACCGAAUACCAUGACGACGUCGAAGACGACAACAGCUCCUUCUGGAACAAAGAGCCGGCUCCCGUCUAUUUCUCAGGAGUCUCCAGGUUCAGACGCUGGUUGUUUCCUGGUCUGACGGCGACAAUCAUCCUGAUUCUGAUCAUAGCACUGGGAGCUAGCAACUCCAAGACGUCCAGCUGGUUGUGGUCUGUGGACAGACGUGUGUCCAACCAGACAGAGUCCUUGAGCGCCGCCCAGCAGCUCAGCAAAGAUGCAGCGAAAGACGUCCAGCGCCUGAAGUUUGCUGUGGAGAGCAACAAGGACCAGCUGACCUCAGUGGACGAGGCUUUGAAGCAGCUGUCAGCUCUGGACGACAUCAGCAGGACGGUCGCUUCGCUCAAGUGUACCAUCGAACGCAUCGUCAACAACGGUUCAGCAUCUGAAGGCUGUUGUCCCCUGAAUUGGGAUAUUUUUGGCUCCAGCUGUUAUAUGUUCAGCAAGACAUCGUUGUCCUGGGACGCUGCGAGAGACUGGUGCAACGGACACGAAUCCCACCUGGUCAUACUCAACACCGACGAGGAGUGGGACUUUGUCAGACAGCAUGGCAUGGGGGUCUUUUACUGGGUGGGUCUGACUGAUGAGAGGACGGGGGAGUGGGAGUGGGUCAACCGGACGCCCUACGUCAUGAACCGGAGGUGGGCUCUUUUCUCUUUGAUUAUUCUUCAAGCUUUAGUCAGACGGACGAUGUCCGUACUGUGUUGAGAGACGAGAUCUGGACAAGGCUACACAGUACGGUACCUGCCCUGGGUCCUGUACCUGGU
Messenger RNA from Anarrhichthys ocellatus (wolf-eel), 1737 nucleotides. Its product is annotated as C-type lectin domain family 10 member A-like. The transcript is spliced from 9 exons. The record is from RefSeq and is a predicted model, not a curated record. Lineage: Eukaryota; Metazoa; Chordata; Actinopteri; Perciformes; Anarhichadidae. The coding region runs from base 932 to 1678 and encodes 248 amino acids.